Branchiostoma belcheri (Belcher's lancelet) is the source of this 2864-nucleotide messenger RNA. Its product is annotated as afadin- and alpha-actinin-binding protein-like. The transcript is spliced from 9 exons. The coding region runs from base 198 to 2735 and encodes 845 amino acids. Lineage: Eukaryota; Metazoa; Chordata; Leptocardii; Amphioxiformes; Branchiostomatidae. The record is from RefSeq and is a predicted model, not a curated record.
AACCUUUGACCCGUAAUCAGCUGGUUGCUACAGUGUUGCAGACAGCAGCAGUGGAUGUUGCAAUUUUGAGCUGGAAUCCAGAGUUUAUCUUCACAAUCCUCGACUGUCAAACUAUCUGGGGAAUUUUAUGAGUUGCAGCGAUACUGUAAGUGUUCAAUGACUGACGCGUGUGUUGUGUACGAGAGAAAAUUCAAAGGAUGACGACUUCGUCAUUUCGCUCGGUGUUCGAGGACAUCACGGCUCACCACGCCAACAUCGGUCCUGAGUCUGCGGAUGAGGAGAAUAAUGUGAGCCUGCAGAUGUGGCAGCUGCUGGGAGCCAACAGUCCCGCCCACAGCGGCAAGACUCCACUGCCGGAGAAAUAUCUCGUGCACCGGGACCAUCUGAGGCCCUGUGCAAGGCUCGGCAGUGAGAACGUGUUCAUGGAACCCUCUCCCAUGGUCAACAGGGCUUCCAAUCGGGAAAAGCUGUGCAGUUCCUGCAUGGCCGACGCCACCUUCCAGCUGAUGGAGGAACUGCCGCUCUUCAGCCUGUCUGACGGAUUCUGCACCCCGGAUAACAUACAGGACAGCCUGGUACAGCUGGACCAGGAACUGUGCCUACUGGGGUACCCCUCCAUCCACAACAAGUCUAGGGCCAAGUCAGGAAGGUCCUUCAACCUGGUACAGCUCGUCAACGUUACCUACGAUCUCAUCGCCGGACACCACAAGCACCUGAACAAGCAGCGGGAACUGGAGGAUCAGAGUCACAAGUACUCAGCUGAGAUCAGGCACCUCGAGAACACCCAGCAGCACUUGAAAGACCAGAUCACGUCGUCAGAGCAGGACCAGGCGAUCCGGCAGGAGAGACAUCGGCAGCUCCAGUCCGACCUCGUCGACCAGGAGAAGAAAACCAAGAAGCUUCAGGAUGAGGUGAGGAAGCUGAAGUCGGUCCUCCAGUCCCGCGACACGCAGUUCCGCCACGACCUCCGCAAGAAGGAGCGAGAGAUGGCGCGGGUGAAGGACAGGCUUCACGCGCUUGCGGAGAAGAAGAAGGAGAGAAGGCAGGGGAUCGAGAUCCUCAACGUCGUCCCUCGGGGAGACGGAGGUCGGAAGACGUGGAAGACAAGCAAAGAGGAGAAGAAGAGCCAGGAGGAGCUUCACCGGUCCAUCGUGGCAAACUACGAAGAACGAGAAAAAGAGCUGAGGACUGAAAACCAGGAGUUGAGGGAGACGCUGACUUUCCUGCAGCAGGAGGUUUCCACGGUGUUCUCGGCCGUGGUGAGACAAGACAGGGAGCACAAUCCGAUGUCCCCGGACAGUCUUGAUCACGACGACUUAGGCGACGGCCAUCUACAGAUGCCUUAUGAGGUGGUGCAGAACAUCGUCGAGGGAAAGCUGAAAGACCAGCUCCACUCCAUGCUCCAUCUGAUCGGCGGCCAAACUUCUCACCAAGGCAGCAACGAGAGGAACUGUGCCUCAGACGAGGCCAAACUGAACGAUCUGAACGCCGGGCAGAGGGCCGCGAAGGCUGCUGCGGAUGUGGAGUCCAGGAGCUCCAACGGAGAGGACGAAGAGAGCGACGACGGGUGCUCGUCUGCGAGUCUUGACGUAGAAGCCCGGCUGGAGGCGUACAAGACCCUGAUCAUGAAGCAGGAGGAGCUGCUGCAGCAGACCUUCGCCGCGGCAGACUGCGAGCAGGACACGCAGGUGGCUGCGCUGGUGAAGGACGCUCUGUUCAUCGAGGAGAAGAUGGCCCUGGAGCGGGAGAGGAGGGAGAUGGAGGAGGAGAAGGCCACCUUUGCCGAGGAGAGGAAACGGUUUACGGACGCUGCAAUCCGCCUGGGCAGGGACAGGCAGAAGUUUGAGGAGGAGCGGACCCACUUCCUGAAGUACCAGUACCUGAACAUCACUCCUCCAAAGGCAACAACAAUGUCAUCACACAGUCAUUCCGUCUCCAUGGUUACCGCAUCCGGGCAGAGCAUGAUGUCGUCGCACCCUGGGACACCGUCACGUCAUACGGUUACAUCAUCAGUCUCUGGAGCGACAUCGUCGUAUCCAAUGACAUCAUCAGUUCCUGUGGUGAUGUCAUCGCAUCCGAUGACAUCAUCAGUUUCUGCGCUGACGUCAUCGCACCCGAUGACAUCAUCAGUUCCUGCGGUGACAUCAUCACACCCCAUGACACCGUCCCGUUCAGUGACCUCAGGUUUUGACAAGUCAGUAGUGUCAUCCCCAUCUCACACAAGAGCAGCCUGUAGUAGAGUGCAUGUUCCUGCUGUUACGUCUGCCUCCAUGCUUGCCGUGUCGUCUGUGGCGGCAGGUCGGCUGUCGGUGUCCCCGGGGACGGCAGAGUUCUACCGGGUUCUGGACCAGUUUCCCAGCCCGACGCGAGGCAACGUCAGCUCCUCGGCGAACUACAGCAGCUGUACUGUCACUCCGGCUAAGGCUGCUGCAGCUCAGUCUGUCCCUCCAACUCCCAGCACUGGAGAUCUCUACAGGGUUCUGGACCAGCUGCCCAGCCCCCUCCACAACCGGCUGAGCUUCGAGCAGCACGCAGGCGGUCCCAGCUGGCUGUACAAGAACCAGUCCCCCCCUGCCCCUGCCAUGGCCCCCCCUCAGGGCCGGCACAGCAUGCUGUGUAAGGUUCAGACACCCCAGCCUGUCGCCCUGCGCGGGACACUCUUCGACCCUCGGAGGCGCAGGACAUGGGCUUCACCACAAUGCUUCAGGGGCGUGCAGGCAUCGCUUUUCCAGUAGACUUGUAUUGUGUGUACGAUGUAAAUGCAGUUGUAAUCAUAUGCAGUUGCUGAGCAGUUCGCAUUGUAAGUUUUUUUGUAUUUAUGAAUUGAUAUACUAUGAUAUCUGCUUGAAUGUUUGAUUGUACAA